AAUAUUCUGAACUUCUGAAGAAGUGCAUGGAGUUAAACAAGAACUCGUGCUGUCCUGGUUUCACCACCACGCCUCCUUAUGAUCCGUCACACCGAUAUAAGUCUCUCCUCCUCAGCUUUCUGCUUCAGUUUAGGAUCCGAGCUGAACCCAAAUAAACCGAAAGGAACAACAGCAGUGGAAAAGUUUUAUUUUAUUUAUUUAACUGGUAAAUAUUACCAGGUUUUUCAUUUUUGUAAAAAUGGCAAAGGAUUCUCCCGUGUCCUCUCUGGAUAAGAUCGAUUUCUGUUCUCUGAAGGACCCUGAGGGGAUCUUCGAACUAGUGCAGAUGGUGGGAAGCGGCUCAUACGGGCAAGUGUUUAAGGGUGUACAUGUUAAAUCAGGACAGCUUACUGCUAUUAAAGUCAUCAAUACGAUGAGGGCGGAUCAGGAGGAGCUGAAGUCUGAGAUGAACCUGCUGAAGACGCAGUCGCACCAUCGCAACAUCGUAACCUUCUACGGAGCGUUCAUCAAGAAAGGCACGCCCGUCCUGGGAGACCAGCUGUGGUUGGUGAUGGAGUUCUGCGGCGGCGGUUCUGUGUCGGAUCUGAUUCACAGCAGGAAUGAAAAGUGUGUAAAUGAGGACUGGACGGCGUACAUCAGUGGAGAAAUCCUCAAGGGUCUGGCUCACCUCCACAAAUAUAAAAUCAUCCACAGAGACAUUAAAGGCCAAAACGUGCUGCUGACCCAAAAAGCUGACGUGAAACUGGUGGACUUUGGUGUGAGUGCACAGUUGGACAACACCCUGUGUAAGAACACAUUUAUCGGGACUCCACACUGGAUGGCGCCGGAAGUCAUUAACUGUCAAGAAAAUCCUGAUGGUGCCUACAACUGUAAGAGUGAUGUGUGGUCGUUGGGCAUCACAGCCCUCGAGAUGGCAGAAGGAAAACCUCCUCUGAGCGAUAUGCACCCCCUUAAGGCAAUGCUCAUGGUAGCGCAAAGUGAACGUCUGAUACUAAAUCUGGGCAAAUGGUCACAGAAUUUCCAGUCAUUUAUCAAGGGCUGCCUGGUGAAGGAUCACACACAGCGUCCGAGCGCCAAUGACCUGCUGGAGCAUGCAUUCAUUUCCAACAUCCAAAAAGUGAUCCGCGGCAUCCGGCAUGAGAUUGAAGCACACAUGAACAAGCAGAAAGAAGAGAAAAAUCAAGCUGAAAAAAGAAGAGAAGCUCAGCCCAAGGAGAAAGACAGUGUUCAGGCCGGGUCACCUCCGAGGCACGGUGUUCUGGGUCCACAGAUGCCUAAACAGGAGGAGGAGGAGAGUCUAAGGAGAAGGCAGCAAGAAAGAGAUUAUACCAAGUCUGAAAUGCGGCGACAAUACAAAAUACUACAACAAAAACAUCAACAUCAACAACAACAUCAGCAGCAGCAGCAGCAGCACCAGCAUCAGCAGCAACAGCAGCACCAGCAUCAGCAGCAUCAGCAGCAGCAGCACCACCAGCAUCAGCAGCAGCAGCACUCCCCAGGGUUUUAUCAACAUGACCUGAUCUAUGAUAAUCUGAACUUUCCACAUGAGCAUAAGAUUCAUCCUCCCUCGCCCAACCUGCAGAAGAGUAAAGUCGCUUAUCCCUCAAAAGUCAAGCGCUGCUAUUCUGCUCAGCCUCAGAAGCAGCAUCAACACAGCAGAUCUCCCUCUAGCCCAAUCCCCGUGCCUCAGAUCUGCGUCUCACCGCAGGAUGAAUUUACCAGAAAACUGAGACACAAAAGCCCAGAUUCAGCAAAGUGCAAUUUGAGGAAUUACAAUUCAUGGAACGCUAAUUCGGCUAAUGAAUACAAACGUCGCUCGGCCUCCCACUCGCCCUGCCGGACAGGAGAACGAGACACCUGCAGGGAUGAAAACGGCAACAGUCUGCGAAAAGGUAUGCUGAGAAUGUCCAGCAGUCAGGAGUGCUUGAUGAACUCUGGACGAAUCGAUUUAGCUAGUUCCGCUCCUGAAUGCUCACUUAGACAAAUGACGGGCACUCGAGAGCGCCGCUUGUAUUCCGCGUCUGGUGGAAACUUCCUUGGUGUUCCUCAGCACCAUGUCCUGCCAUCUAUGAACUAUUUGGAGGAAAAGGAAAACAAUAAUAGAGGCAGGCGCUAUUCUUCACAAAAUGAUAUGGACUCGAUAUGGCCUGAUGCUCCACAGAAAAUUAAACAUGGUAUUGUUAACUCCAUGAAGGCGCUUGUUAGAAACAUGGGCCUUUCUCCUCGUGCAUCACCCCAUCAUAGUCCAGCUUCUUCUAGAUCUGCCUCUCCAAGCAGCAACAGCCCUACACCUUCCUCUCCCUACGGUUCGCCCUUUAGUCCGUCUGUAGAAUGGCCUGAUAGAUUUAGUUAAGCACACACAUUUCCCUGUGUUUUCUGUGUAAAUAACACAAUUUUCUCAAGACUAUGUUGACAUUAAUACUUGGAUAUAGUUACCUGAUAGCAUCUUUUGCUUGAAAAAAAACAAAAACAAACAAAAGCUUCCAAAUGGCGUAUUUAUUUGUUGGCCUAGCCAGUUUUUUGGUCAGUUUUUACUAGAUUGAUGUAGAUACUUUCAUACUUUCAGUUUUCUUAAUAAGAGUUUCCCAGAAUGCUAACAUCAUUGCUAACACUGCUUAGCUUCACCAAUGUGCUUAUUGUACACUUUCUAACCUUUUAUCACAAUUUAGACUGUAAUCACUGUUUCAUACACUGGCCAAUGUUAACACCUGAUGAAUUUAUAUAUAUAUAAUUAUUACUAUUUCAGAAGAAGGAACACUGCUAUAUCAAUCACAUCAGAACAGGGUUUGGGAUUAUUUUCAUUUAUUCUGGGAGUGAUAUGUACAAGUCAUUAUAUGUUUACUGUUUUGUGUUUUUUAAAUUUAUUUUCUAGAACCAGUUUUGUAUGAUAUUUUUAAAUGCAACUACUAACUGAAUUUGUAUUUGGACUACGAUGCUGUAUUAUUCACCGUUGAAUUGUGCUGAACUUAAAUAUGAAUAAAGUGUUCGUUGAAUAAAAUA
This is a messenger RNA of Ictalurus punctatus (channel catfish), 3000 nucleotides long. Its product is annotated as traf2 and NCK-interacting protein kinase. Gene Ontology annotation, biological process: MAPK cascade; protein phosphorylation; neuron projection morphogenesis. The record is from RefSeq and is a predicted model, not a curated record. Gene Ontology annotation, molecular function: protein serine/threonine kinase activity; ATP binding. The transcript has 14 exons. Bases 239 to 2353 code for a protein of 704 amino acids. NCBI's taxonomy places the organism in Eukaryota, Metazoa, Chordata, Actinopteri, Siluriformes, Ictaluridae. Gene Ontology annotation, cellular component: cytoplasm.